This is a messenger RNA of Spizellomyces punctatus DAOM BR117, 1701 nucleotides long. RefSeq lists its product as uncharacterized. The record is from RefSeq and is a predicted model, not a curated record. Bases 1 to 1701 code for a protein of 566 amino acids. The transcript has 2 exons. Lineage: Eukaryota; Fungi; Chytridiomycota; Chytridiomycetes; Spizellomycetales; Spizellomycetaceae.
AUGCCGGUCGAACGCUCACCAAUGCGAGGCCGCUCACCUGUGAUCCAGACUCGUAGUCAGGGUCCUGCGGAGGACGUCAAAGUCCCUCCCGCAACACGCCCAAGGCGUUCAGGGACCACUUCCGUCGAACCGGAAGCCCCUAACUUGGCCACGAUGGCCUCUGAAGUGGCAGCGUUAAAAGAAGACAUUGCCCGCUCGACUGCUGCAACGCAGUUGGCAACUCAAAACCUUACGGAACAGCUUCAUAGGCUUUCCGAACGUCAGACAGCGGCGGAUGAGCGCCUCGCACGAGCCUUAGAAGCCCUAGCGCAUUGCCCGCUGCCUGAACAACCUCCCAUAGCACGAGCUACAAGAGAACGGUCCGCAACCCCGUGGGAAACGGCGGACACACCAAGGGAGCAUACCGAACCAAGUUUUUCAGGUGCGGUGCCUCCAAUCCAAGUGCCAGCGGCCCCGUGGGCCAGCGACACCAAGGUCGAUUCCUUGAAAGCAAAGGACGUACCCGAGUUUAUGGGCAGAAGAAACCAAGACGUUGAAGAAUGGCUUAACAAAGUCCAACUUCUUCAAAACGUUAGCGCAACGUCGGAUGCCAGGAUGGUACAGCUCCUACCAGCCAUGAUAGCCGAGAAAACCCCUGCUGACGCUUGGUUUUACACUCUGGAAGCCCAGGAAACUCGCUCAUGGACCUGGAAAAGGUGGAAGGAAGAACUGCUUCGAGAGUUCCGAGACCCCCUAACUGAGUCCAAGUGCAAAACUGAAUAUGUGCACUGCCAUGUGAACCCCAAAGAAUUUCGCAGCUUUCUUGCAUUCAUUGACCACAAAACUCAUCUCCGGCACCUCACAUAUGGUGACUGGGCAAACAUAGAAUGUCCCGCUGACCAGCAUUUCGACCUAAUAGUCGAACAAUUGCCCAGCGACAUCCAAAUCAUGGUCAAAUCCUGUAACAUCAUGAACCUGACCAAAUUAAAAGACUUCCUCGGUGCCACAGAAGCUCAGAAGAAGUCACAAAAGACCAGAACCAACAAAGGCCCUAAGCAGAUGGCUCAACAUAAAACCAGAAACCCCGAAAAGGGUCACAAUGGUCUUCAGAAGAUGGUUCUGGACCCCAACAAGGAACCACUGGCACCCUGCAAAUUCUGUCAGAAAAAGCAUUGGAAUGUUUUCUGCUGGCAGAACCCGAACCGAAAAGAUCCUGAAGAUGGAAAGAAGGGACCAUAUGGAGAACCCAUGCCCGCAGGUUGGAAACCCAAACAGGAGUCCAAGAAGUCUUACAUAGUGGAGCUGGACUUGACGUCCGCUACCACUGAGACUCUUUUUUUGGCUUUGGAACUGGAAAGGACAGCCGCCGCUAAUCAAGGAUUCCACACCAUUGGAUUCUUUCAUUCACCCAAGCACUUGGAAUCAACAAUUUUGAUGACCGCACCUCUUUCCGAGGUCACAGAGACUAAGGAAGAGGACCCCUGCAUGCCCACACAGGGCUGGGACCGAGUCUGGGACAAAAUAGCCAUCAUCUGGGGCACCCUGCAAGUGGCUCUGAUGAUGGGCAACAACCCCCGUGUGCUCAGCUUCUUUGCCAAAGAACCGAAGCGAGGCACCAGGCACCUCGGGAACAACCCCUAUGCAGUCGCAUGGAGUUCCCACCACCUCUACAUCACUGCCACAGCUGAAGCUAACAAGGAUCGAAUCCUGCGAAAGGUCUGA